Molecule: messenger RNA, 4627 nt
Organism: Cuscuta europaea
Lineage: Eukaryota; Viridiplantae; Streptophyta; Magnoliopsida; Solanales; Convolvulaceae
Source: the annotation of a GenBank genome assembly
AUAAGGGGUACCACACAGAUAGAAACUUUUUACAAUCUCUAUAAGAAAGGCACAUAUGGAGUAUAUUUUAUGAAUUAAAAAAUGUCUUUUAUGAGAAUCUAUUCGAUCCUUAUCUUUGAAGGGAAAGCAUUUUCAUAGCCUUUAGGGGAAGGGAAGCAGAGAGCUUUGGUGAUUUAAUUUUCAAGACAUCAAAUAGUGGAAAGCAGAGAAAUAUCCAAACCAACUCAAUCCCAGGGCUACAUUUUGCUAAUCUGUGGUCUAGGGGAGAACUUCAUUUUUCAAAAUCUUGUAGUAGUGAUUGAACUAAUUGUUGAAAAUUUUGAAGAAUAGAAAGCAUUCUGCAUGCACAUAUGAAAACAUGGUGUUCAGCUUUUAAGUGAGGCAACAUAUAUAUAUAUAUUUAAUCCCAGAUUUCAUCUCAGUGAGAAGAUAAUGGGGGGAGAAGAUGCAAUUAGAACUGUAGAAUGCCUUAGAGGGAGAUUACAAGCAGAAAGAGUUGCUUCAAGAAAUGCUAAAGAAGAUGCUUAUCUAAUGGAAACCAAGUUAAUUGAACUGGAGGCUAAGUUGAAAGAAGAGAAUAAAUCGAGAAACCGAGCCGAAAAGAGGUUUAAGCACCUAAUGAAGAAGCUUGAGUCAAUCAACAUAUCAUUAACAUCAUCAUCAGAUGAAUCAGAGAAUUGGAGUUUGACAGUGGGCAGUGAAGAUUCCUCUGUAUCAAACACAGCCUGUUCUAGCUCAAAAGUAUCAGAAGAUAUGACGCUCAAAUUCGAGGCGGUAUCAUCUUCCACGGAUGAUUCUCAAGAAGCAAUUGAUAAUUCUAAAGCAGAAAAUGAGAGUUUAAGCUCAUCAGGUGAAGAAGACACUGGGAAAUCAGUUGAACAUGGAUUAAUUGAAAAGAAGGAUCUUCCCAUGAGGGAUGUCAAUAGCUUGGAAAUUGCAUUUGAAGAGAGUGAGAUGAAUGGAUCAGAUAGAGAAGUGAGCACUGAUAACUCAUUGGCCUUGGUGCCUGUUUGUUUACCAAAUCCAAAGCAAACAUUUGAUAUAGCUGUGGUUGAUCCAACUGUAAGAGAUGUUCUUGAUUCUCUGAGGCAUGCUAAAGAAAAACUUCAAAACAUGUUGGAGAGACAACUCAUGCUUUAGAGCCGGGUAGAUACUAAGAACAUAGCGUAUAUACAAAAGAAGAGAGCAAGAGGAAGCGAGCUGAUCACCGACUCACUCUCCCUUAUGGAAGAUCCAAAGGAGUGAGUUUGAUCCCAUUUUACUCCAGCCCCCAGCCCCCUCUCCCCGACCCCCUAGGGUAAAAAUAAAAUAAAAGAAAAAGAACAGAAGAGAGCAAAAAUCCAUAUCUCAUUGGUUGUCUUUGCAGUGUAUCAUUAGAAGAGGUUAGAGGGAAAUGUGGACAUUAGUUUCUAUUUGUUCCAACUGCUAGCUUGGACAUAGUAAUAAAGUAAGUCUCUCUUAACAAUGAUCUUCGAUCAACUUUACUACAAACAUUUAAUAUUUUGAUUUAAGGUGCUAAUUGCAAAUGUUAAUUAAUAAAUAAUUUGUUUUAUUAAAUAAUGGGCCUGCCUUUAAAAAAUGGCUUUAGGGGAGCUAUCUGUUUUUGUUUUGAUUUGGGGAGCUACCUCCCUUUUAGACGUUUUUCUUACUAAAGGAAUUCUCAAUAAAACACAAUGCUAGAAAUAGUUAUUUUCAAAUAAUUUUGAAAAUAUUUGAAUAAAGUUGAAAUGGAUUGAACUUUUUUUUACAUUGGAUCAUUUUAUCUAAUCUAUUGUUUUAUAUAGUAAAAUUGAGUUAUGAAUAGCUUAUUUGUCAUUCUCUUUAGAGGUUUCCUUGCCCCUUUAUUCGUAUAGAUCAAUUAUUAUAGUCCUAAUAUUUAUUUGGAGUCUAUAUUAAGUGUGAGAUACUUUGAAGUAGUACUAAGAUAUCCUUUUCCAAUAAAUAAACUUGCUAUUUUUAGCAUGUUCAGCCCAAUGUGACACUUAGGCUGUCCAAUUUUUCUUAUUGGGUCCAAAUUAAUGGCGUAUGAGCUCUCAUUUAUUUUAGGAAAAAAUACAGAAAAGUUACUUGUGGUUGGGCCCGUUUUCAGACAGGGUCAUGUGUUUCAUUAUUUAUCAAAGUAGUUCAUGUGUUUGAAUUCCGUUAUCACAAGAGGGUCACGCCGUUAAAAACGUCUGAAAAAGACCAUUAAAAAUUACUUCGAUUUUCAAAAGUGCCCGAAAAAUUAAAAGAAAAAUACUAAAAGGUGCGCCUCGUCAAGAUGACCUCCAAACAACCUCUGCCUUUGGAUUUUCCAGAUCUGUUUGAAUUAGUUUUAAAAAAUGAUUUUGCUAAUAUCACUUUUCCAAAGGACUUUCCGGUGACAAGGGUGGCUGAAAACAAAAAAGAAAGAUGGUCUAAUGGUCGACUUAUUGAGGCGCACCUUCCGGUAUUUUUCUUUUAAUUUUUUGGGCACUUUUGAAAAUUGGAGUUACUUUUAACGGUCUUUUUCAGACGUUUUUAACGGCGUGACCCUCUUGUGAUAACGUAAUUCAAACACAUGAACCACUUUGAUAAAGAAUGAAACACAUGACCUUAUCAGAAAACGGGUUCAGCCACAAGCACCUUUUCCGUACUUUUCUCUUUAUUUUAUGUUGGGCUGCUGUAACUAAGUAUAUGGUCCAAUUAAGUAUUUGGUAGUCCAUCUUUAUCGUACGGGUUCAAUUUAUAUUUUUGAUUAAUCAUUUAUCAAUUAAAGCCAUAAUCAUUUAACACAUGCUUAAUAGUAGAGAGUUCAAGUACAUGGAAUUAGACUGUCAACGGGUCGGGUACGUGCCGGAACAUAGUAUCUCAGACCCGGACCCGUUAUCCUGUAUAGGGUUCCAGACCCGACCCAUGUACCCGGCGGGUCUAGAACUAAUGUUUCCGACCCAUACCCAUUGGGUCUCAGAAAUCCAAUUCUAAUUUCUUAAAUAAAAAACAUGACCUCUUACUACCGAGUACUUUUCUGGCAACAAUAUGGCACAUGAAUUGUAAUUACUUGUCUAUAAUUACUCAAUCAAAUGCAACAAUUGUGAGUUGGUUUAUAAUUUGCAAGAUACGUAAUGUUAGAAUAAAGAGUAAAAUAAAUGGCUUUGGAAACUGAACUGACUUUUUCUUGAAUCCUCUGCGGUCUGCGGACUGUAGGAUCUCUAGGGAUCCUUCUUCGGAUUCAUUAAACUAAAUCGUAAUGUGGGCGACAACUAAUGUAAUAUGUAUAUUAGAUUAAUGUAUAUAUAUAAAUAAAUAUUAACGGGUCGGAUCCUAAACGGGUCGGAACUACAUAUACCAUACCCGACCCAUUAAAUAACGAGUCCGGAUCCGGGUCCGGGUAACGGAAUUAAAUGUAGACCCAUACCCGUUAAAAAAAGACGGAUCCGGGUCGGGUUUGGAUCUGGACCUGACUCAUUAACAGGCCUACAUGGAAUGAAUUUUAAAACCAAGUUUCAACUAUAUACACCAGGGUGUGUGUCACACAUUGACUAUCUAUUGUUUUAUACUAGUAGAACACCCGUGAUUAUCACCAUUAUGGUAUUAAAGUAGUGAAUUUAUUAUGGUGAAUUUUUCACAUGUUUAUUCAUUUUUAGUCAAAUCAGGAAUAAAGAAUAAACGUGUAAUUCUAAAUGAAUCAUUUAGAAUAAAAGAAUUAACAGUUUAAAAUUACAGUCCCUACAAUAAUGAAUUUUGAUAUGUGAUGCUAUACAUUAAAUUCGAUAGACACUGAUUACACGCAAUAUAAAUAUAAUUUGAAAACACAUUAAACUUGUUGUUAAAUGUUAUGAAGCACUUCUUUAUAGGCAGGGGCGGAGCCAGAGCACUGGGCGGACUGGACCGGCACAAAGAAUAUUUUUAGAAAAAAAUUUAGACGAAAUUUUUUAUCUUAAAAAUUAAGCCAUUUUUAAAAUUUGGGGUGGGCCAUGGCCUAGGUUGGCCCACCCCUAGCUCCGCCCAUGUUUAUAGGCAACAAUCUCGAACAAAUACAUUGACUAUUAUUUAUACGAAUUACAUUUUUAAAAAGAGUUGCCUUUGUAAACUUGCAAAGCACGGAGGCAUUAUGGUAUUAAAGUAGUAAUUGGGAUUAUAUAUUCGCCACACGAUUCACAACCGAUAGAUCUCACAUAUUUAAAAACAUAUGUUGAUAAAGUAGGCUUGCUUUAUUAGCAGGCUUGCUUGGAUAUGUGAGUAUUCAUUGAGCUUUGGGAAAAGGAAGUUCACAAAAGGAAGGAGUUGUUUGCGUAGACUACAUAAAAAUGGUCUUUUUUUAAGGUAUUAAGUCACGUAACAAUCUAUUUGUGGAUAUUUUUUUGUUUUCAGGUUACCAGUGCUAAAGAACAUGCCCCUGUUGAAAGGAAAAUGUGUUCCGGCCAACUAGAAGAACUAUGGAACAAUCGCUAUCUAGACUAGUUUCAAAUUAUUGAAGUUUAUUGUUUUGUCUACUCCGUCUUUGAUACAUUAUUUUAGCAUACUUUCAUUUAUUUUAACUUGUGAUUUGUUCAUUUGAGUUGUGAUUUUUUAUGAUUUCGGGGGUAUGCCCCCAUGAAUAAUGUACAAUCACAUUUCUGUGAGAAUUUGAUAUAUAAAUAAAAGUGUUUGAAAAUUUAGUUAUUCA